Scatophagus argus is the source of this 676-nucleotide messenger RNA. RefSeq names its product synaptonemal complex central element protein 3 (gene syce3). Lineage: Eukaryota; Metazoa; Chordata; Actinopteri; Scatophagidae. The transcript has 3 exons. The record is from RefSeq and is a predicted model, not a curated record. The coding region runs from base 55 to 345 and encodes 96 amino acids. Gene Ontology annotation, biological process: synaptonemal complex assembly; spermatogenesis; reciprocal meiotic recombination.
ACUCCGUGAGAAGUUUCUAUUUCAAGCUAACUUAAAGAAGGAAAGCCUUCUAGCAUGGCCCGUCCAUCUUCGCUCCCCGAACUUCCUCGAAACAACAACGACGUGUGGGAGCUCAACAAAGAUUUAGAAGAGAUAAUAGAAAACAUUGAAAUUGUAUCAGUGCAGCUGACUUGGAUGGCUUAUGACAUGGUGGCAUUGCGUACCAGUCCCGAACUGGAGGCCUCUAUGCGGAAACUGGAAGAGACUUAUCAUAGGUGCAGAGCUGCUGUCUGUGAAGAACCAGAAGAGGGGACAGAGAAGUGCAGUUGUCCUGAUCCUAAUACCACAACACUGACUCAGAUAUGAUGAUAUAUAUAUGAUAUAUUAUCAGAUCAUAUGAUCUGAUACCGAUAGGGUUUUCAGUUCAUUAAAGUACCCCACUGAGGUGUCAUUAAAAAUGUUUUAAAUGUUUUUGGUGUUUUAAAGUAAAUGUUAAAGCACUAAAUUUAUUUUGAUAUGGAUAAGUCAGUAUUUUGGCUGAUGUGUCUUCUGUGAAACAGAUGUUUCAGUGAGUAAUGUACCGACUGCAGCUCCUUAACUGUUGUUCACAUGGACUGCGAAUUGUUUGUUUUGUAGUUACUAAAGUGUUCUGAUUUGUUUAGCCUGUGAAAUUGAGUAAUAAAAAAAAUUAAAUGAG